Messenger RNA from Pieris napi, 947 nucleotides. It is a transcript of the gene Alr, whose product is annotated as FAD-linked sulfhydryl oxidase ALR. Gene Ontology annotation, molecular function: flavin adenine dinucleotide binding; flavin-dependent sulfhydryl oxidase activity. Gene Ontology annotation, cellular component: mitochondrion. The record is from RefSeq and is a predicted model, not a curated record. Bases 249 to 719 code for a protein of 156 amino acids. Lineage: Eukaryota; Metazoa; Arthropoda; Insecta; Lepidoptera; Pieridae. The transcript has 3 exons.
UGUCAUUUCAUAGUGUCGUUGACGUUUGAACUUUGAUAUAAAAUGAAAAAUAUUUAAAAAAAGAUACUGUGAAAAUAUCUCAAAUAUAUUUUAUUAUUCAAGUGAACUUAAAUAUCAUUAUGUGGUACCAAAGAAGGCUAUUGCCACCGAAAAUAUAGCAUCAUAUAACAAAUCCUCACAAAAAGUUGCGUCAUCUCUGCAAUCAUUGCAUACGAAACAUGCACCUAAAUAAUUAAAAAGCAAUAAGUAUGCCUUCUCAUCAGGGUGAAGAAGAAGAUAAACCUUGCAGAGCUUGUAGCGAUUUUAAAUCGUGGAGUAAAAAGACUAAGGUUAAAAUCCAGACACCAAGUAAACCUGAACCGCCACCAUUGGAAGCUAAAGAAUGUCCUUUAGAUAAGGAAGAAUUAGGCAAAUCCACAUGGGGCUUUCUACACACUAUGGCAUCCUAUUAUCCAGAAAAACCAACUAAAUCUGAAGCUGAAAAAAUGGUUCAAUUCUUUAAUAUUUUCUCCCAAUUCUAUCCAUGUGAGCCUUGUGCAUUAGACUUCCAGGAUGACAUAAAAAAACAUCCACCUAAAACAAAAACCAGAGAAGAGUUAGCAAAAUGGUUGUGUGAUAGACACAAUACAGUCAAUAAGAAGCUCGGAAAGCCUAUGUUCGACUGCAGUAAAGUGCAUGAGCGAUGGAAAGAUGGCUGGCUUGAUGGCUCGUGUGAUUAAUAGAAAUAUCACAGCUAAAAUGUCACUUUUCAUUCUGACCUUACAAUCACUAAGAAAAUUGUUGCAUUUAUUUAAAACUACAUGACAUUUUAGCUGUGUUUGUAGUAUAGACAAUAUAAAACAGUUUUUAGUUAGUAUUCAUUCCUGCAAGUAUUCACAGCUGGUGUGCUUAUAAACAGGAAUUGUGAUAAAAGUGUACAAUUUGUAAAAUAUAUUGACUGUUAAAUA